Engraulis encrasicolus (European anchovy) is the source of this 1685-nucleotide messenger RNA. It is a transcript of the gene sh2d5, whose product is annotated as SH2 domain containing 5. Bases 307 to 1674 code for a protein of 455 amino acids. The transcript has 10 exons. Lineage: Eukaryota; Metazoa; Chordata; Actinopteri; Clupeiformes; Engraulidae. Gene Ontology annotation, cellular component: postsynaptic density. The record is from RefSeq and is a predicted model, not a curated record.
GAUAAGGUGACUCAGUCCAGACUUGCGAAAUGGGAACGCUUUCGUCGGUGCACUGUCUGGGAGCAGGACCCCCUCCGUGUUUCACGAAAAGUCACAGUAAAGUCGACUUCUGUAAAGCGUGUGGCUGGCGAGUGUAGGCAUAAUCUGUAUUCAAGAAAACGUUGAAGUGAGUGUUCUUUUGACAUGUGGUAAGUCUUCAGACUUUGCGGCUGUCAGAUUUACCACUGGACGCUCGCGCGCGCUCCGUGGUCACCAUUUGGCGUGGAUUAUCGCCUGUCGAGGGUUGAGUGAAUCAAAGCAGCCGUCAUGUGUGACGUGCCCAGCAAGGAGGAUGGCACCGUGACCAGGUCUGCCGAGUAUGUUGGCUGUUUUCCUGUGGAUGACCGCUGCUUGGAUGAGCAGAUUCAACAGCUGCACAUUCAGCUGAAGGCUCUCAGGAAAUGCAAGAGAAGGAGGCCAGUAUCUCUGAGGUUCUCCUUCAAGGGAGUGAAAGUAUAUGACGAGGAUGAGACGACACUCCUCAUGGCGCACGCUUUACGCCGGAUCUCCUUGUCCACGGCGCGGCCGUCCGACUCCCAGUUUGCCUUCGUCUCCCACAACCCAGGCAGUCCAGACACCCAGCUCUACUGCCACCUCUUCCAGGCCAGGCACGCCAGAGCAGCCCAGUUCCUGAACCUGCUGCUGUGCCGCUGCUUCCAGCUGUCCUACCUGGACAGCCACCCGGAGGAGGCCCAGGACGAGAGCACGGAGGGCAAGAAGCUGACGCGCGUCCCCUCCCUCCUCAACCAGGGCUUCCCCCUCAGCGUCAGCGCCCUCGUCUCCUUCAGAAGAGCCCCUUUCCUGGGCCUCUUCCCCGGAGCCAAGGUCAAGUCAAAGUCCAGUACCCCUGAUCAGAAGCAGUCCAAGAAGGAAAAGGACCAGCAGCAGCAUCCACAGUCCCAGACCCAGCCGCAGCAGCAGCAUCGGCGCCCACCGUCCCUGCACAGCAGCCCAGAUGAAGAGCCGGUCACCUCCCCCAUGCUGACGCGGAAGAAGGCCAUCCGCAACAAGGGCAUGAGCUCCGGGGCCUACCGCUCCUUCACCUGCACGCCGCUCAAGCAGAGGCAGCUGCAGGAGCGCAUGAACCAGGCUAAAGGUGGGGUGAAAUUGUGGAGAACGCUGUCCAGCAGGGUGAAAGAUCUCAUUAGGCAAGUAGAGACAGGAAAGGAGGAGCCAGGGAGUCCAGCGCGCCGUGCCCGUACCCCAAGUCUGGCCGAGUCCGAAGAAGCAUUGGCUCAAGCGGUGUGGUGCUGGGCUGGACUCUCUAGUGACAGCAGCUCAGCUCUGCUGGCGGAGGACGUGCUGGGUGCCUACCUGCUGUGCCCCCACCCCAAGAAGCCCAGCCGGGGCACCCUCAUCAUGCGCUUCCCCUCCGGACUGGCCACCUACGCCAUCAAGAACACCAAAGGAAAAUACCUGCUGGAGGGAUGCCACCAUGGGUUUGAGAGCAUUUCAACUUUAAUAGACUAUUAUACGGAGUGCAGGGGGGAGCUGGAAUGCCAGCUGAACUGCGCCCGUGUGAACCACUGCUAUGAGUGGGAGGAGAACGUCGUCGCCAAACCCCAGAGUGCACUUCCACACUAUGGCCUGAGGAGGGCCGUGCACAAGUAUGGACAUGGGAAGAGCUGGGUCUGAUGACCACGUCU